Juglans microcarpa x Juglans regia is the source of this 969-nucleotide messenger RNA. RefSeq names its product 2-phytyl-1,4-beta-naphthoquinone methyltransferase, chloroplastic-like. Gene Ontology annotation, molecular function: 2-phytyl-1,4-naphthoquinone methyltransferase activity. Gene Ontology annotation, biological process: phylloquinone biosynthetic process. The record is from RefSeq and is a predicted model, not a curated record. Bases 180 to 776 code for a protein of 198 amino acids. Lineage: Eukaryota; Viridiplantae; Streptophyta; Magnoliopsida; Fagales; Juglandaceae. The transcript has 8 exons.
ACUCGUAUGCGUUUGUCUAUCCAGAAGGAUACGCGGCCUGGAAAUGGCUUCCCUUCAGCUCUCUCUUCCUUCAACGUACCGUUUCAGACACAGACCGGUUCGUUGUGCUGACGAGCGCCAAACCCUCUUUAACCUUGAAUGACUUGCUGAGUUUGGGUCAGCAUCGAGUGUGGAAAAGGAUGGCAGUCUCAUGGAGUGGAGCCAAAAUGGGAGACCAAGUGUUGGAUUUGUGUUGUGGAAGUGGGGAUUUAUCGUUUCUAUUGUCCGAGAAAGUGGGAUCUAAUGGCAAGGUGACCGGUCUUGAUUUUUCACAGGAGCAGUUGUCAGUUGCUUCACUUAGGCAAAACAUGUCUCUGAAGACCUGCUACAAGAAUAUCGAUUGGGUUGAAGGCGAUGCCCUUGAUUUGCCAUUUCCAGAUGGCUAUUUUGAUGCUAUUACAAUGGGUUAUGGGCUACGAAAUGUGGUAGAUAAGUACAGAGCCAUGCAGGAGAUGUUUAGGGUCCUAAAACCAGGUUCAAGGGUAUCCGUCCUUGAUUUCAAUAAAAGCACUCAACCAUUUACGGCAUCAAUUCAGGAAUGGAUGAUUGACAAUGUUGUAGUCCCAGUGGCAACUAGUUAUGGGCUUGCAAAGGAGUAUGAAUAUUUGAAAAGCUCAAUUAGGGAAUUUUUAACAGGGAAGGAGCUGGAGAAGGUUGCUUUACAAGUAGGAUUCUCAAGUGCCAGACAUUAUGAGAUUAGUGGAGGCAUCAUGGGCAACCUAGUAGCCAAACGUUAGAUGCAUGGAUGGUAUUCGUCCGGGUAGAGUCGAUUACUUUACAAGAAAGAACUCAUUGUGUAUGAAUGUCAGUACUCAAGUUGUAGGCUCAAAAAAUCUAAAGUUUUCAUAUUUCUGUGUUUUCUUGUAUUGCUGAACUGGAAUGUCAGUAGAACACAGCUUAUGAAAUAAUAGCAGCCUAAAUUUAUUUUUU